Messenger RNA from Myxocyprinus asiaticus (Chinese sucker), 5323 nucleotides. Its product is annotated as amyloid-beta A4 precursor protein-binding family A member 2-like. The transcript has 11 exons. Gene Ontology annotation, cellular component: dendritic spine; cytoplasm; plasma membrane. Bases 1 to 2796 code for a protein of 931 amino acids. Gene Ontology annotation, biological process: chemical synaptic transmission. Gene Ontology annotation, molecular function: protein binding; amyloid-beta binding. The record is from RefSeq and is a predicted model, not a curated record. NCBI's taxonomy places the organism in Eukaryota, Metazoa, Chordata, Actinopteri, Cypriniformes, Catostomidae.
AUGGCUCUCAGGAGAAGACAGGAAACCAGAGCAAUUGUCUCAGAGUUCAACCCUUCAGUGUCCAGCACUGUGACAGAAGGAAGUGAAAAGCUCUCUGGAGAUGGAGAAGAUCCAAAUCCAGAGGAGCCUGAGCCCAGCAAGCUGGACGACCAACCACCCUCACUCCCUCCAGCAAGAUUCUGUCUUAGUGAUGGCUCUGGGGACGAAUCCAUCUGUGGAGAAAGCCCUCCUGAGCCUGACAGAAUGGAGGAGGAUUCGCUGUCUGAGUAUGACAAUGUAGGAUCUGGGGAGGAGGAAGAAGAGGAAGAGCAUGAUUAUGAGGAAGAUGAGGAGCUGCAAACUGAAGCAGACAGGAUGACUUACUAUGUCCACUGUUGUCCUGAGGAUGAGAGUUACAUGGAAGGAAUGGACUGCCAUGAAGGAGCAGACAGUGCUGAGUGUCCCACCACGUCCCGGGACAUCAGAGAGAGCUGUAAAGCAGAAGAGGCUGGGGGGCACUCGGAAGGCUUUUACAAAGUAGUGCAGCAAGACAAGACAACGUUGGUCUACAAACGACCAGAGCCUAUCACGGAGACAACCUUUGUGCAAGCCCCUAUGGCUGAAGAUGAAGAGGAUGAAGUGGAGACAGAGGAAGAGGUGGAAGAAGAGGACAGUGAAGAAGACGAUGGGUAUUUCCCCUAUGAAGGGAAAAAAACAGAGGAGAACAAUAAUAAGAUCCGACACGAAGAUGAAUAUGACUUUCCAAAAGACAGCAGAAGUUGUUCCCAAGAAUCCAGUAGUGCUAAAUUUGGACAAGAAAAUGAUACAAUAAGUGACUACAGAAGGAACCAGGACUUCCCCAAAAACCAAAGAGAUGUUACUCCAGGGUCAAGUUGUAGUCUUAGGUAUGGAUUGGAAAGGGUUAGGGAAGAGUAUACUAAAGAUUUUCCAAAAGAUUGUGAUGUUUCAGUGGCCAGAGGAGGUACAGGAGACCUUAGACAAAGCUCCAUGUAUGGAGGACAUACAGUUCAGAGGGUACACAACAGAGACACCGCUUACCAGGAGGGUAAUGGUGUCACUGAAAAAAUGAAAUGUGCAGAUCCAGAGGACAGAGGGGCUUGGAAAAAACAGUAUUCUUUGAAAAACUCUAGAGGGGACAACAGGGACAAAGAUGUGGAACAUUUACACAAGCAAAGUAAAAGUCCUGGAGACAGCAAAAUCAAAGGACAUGAGCGUCCAUUUUGUAGUCACAAACCGAAGGGUGAAAGAGAGAGGCAAAGCUGUGGGGAUGUUGAUGAAGAUAAAAUUGAGAACCAAGUUAAGGCCAAACUGAAAGUUAUACCACAAAACUCAUGGAGGGACAAAGGUGCACCUCAACAGACGAAUGAUGGGAGGGGGGCUCCUGACAGUUCUAGGGCCUCUGCAACAUCAUUAUGCAGGAGAAACAGCCAACCCAGAGCCAAUAUUAACACACCUAUACAGUUCCCAGACAAACAGCUCCAUAAAGACUUGCCCAAACCUACUGAAGAAAAGAAGACAAGGCCUAGUCAAGAACAGGUUUCUCAAAGUAGUCAUGAUGACAGCAUUACAGAUCCACUAUCUGGACUAAAGAAAUCUACAAGUAACCUAACCCUGCAAACCCAGAGAAAUCCCUCUUUCCCAAGCUUUGUGGAUAUCCCUGGUCCAUGUGAGCCAGAGGAUCUCAUCAAUGGAAUCAUCUUUGCUGCAAACUACCUCGGGUCGACCCAGCUGCUCUCUGACAGAAACCCAUCUAAAAGUGUACGCAUGAAACAAGCGCAGGAAGCUGUGGACUGUGUGAAGUCUGUAGAAGGGGAAGCUCAGAGCUUGACAGAGGUCGACCUGUACAUCUCAACAAAGGCAAUCAAGGUGCUCAAUGCUGACACACAGGAGACGAUGAUGGACAACGCCCUCCGCACCAUCUCAUUUAUCGCAGACAUCGGCAGUGUGGUGGUUCUGAUAGCUCGCAGGCGUCUGCCUAACUCUUCCUCACUCAACUGCACAGAUUCAGGCCUCAACGCAGAGAGUCGCAAGCAGUAUCGCAUGAUGUGCUACGUGUUUGAGUCAGAGGAUGCCCAGUUCAUCGUUCAGUCCAUCGGUCAGGCAUUCAGCAUGGCCUACCAAGAGUUCCUGCGAGCCAAUGGGAUCAACCCCAAAGACCUAAGCCAGAAAGACUACAGUGACAGCUUGAACACACAGGAGAUGUAUAAUGAUGACCUCAUCCAUUUCUCUAAUUCGGAAAACUGUAAAGAGGUUCAGCUAGAGAAGCAGAAAGGAGAGAUACUUGGUGUGGUGAUUGUGAAGUCGGGCUGGGGCUCCAUCCUGCCCACCGUCAUCUUGGCAUGCAUGCUGAACAACGGCCCUGCCGCACGCUCGGGCAAACUCAAUGUGGGCGAUCAGAUCAUGGCUGUCAAUGACACCAGCCUGGUGGGCCUGCCCCUCGCCACCUGUCAGGGCAUCAUCAAGGGUUUAAAAAAUCACAUGCAGGUAAAACUGAGUGUGGUGACUUGCCCACCUGUUACAACUGUCCUUAUUAAGAGACCAGACCUGCAGUACCAGCUUGGCUUCAAUGUUCAGAAUGGCAUAAUCUGUAGUCUGAUGCGAGGUGGGAUUGCAGAGAGGGGAGGGGUGCGUGUCGGCCACAGAAUAAUUGAGAUAAACGGACAGAGUGUGGUCGCUAUGGCGCAUGAGAAAAUCGUCCACGCCCUGUCAGUAUCUGUAGGAGAGAUUAAUAUGAAAACUAUGCCAGCCGUCAUGUUCAGAUUGUUAACUGGCCAAGAGACUCCAGUGUACAUCUGAGAAAUCAUAAAAAUGGGAACUUUUGCUGUGUGUUAUAAAAAAAAUGUACAGCUCCUUCUAAAUGACAGAAAUAUUGCUCAUGUUCAAGAGCUAUGUCUUGCUUAAUGUGGCUGUAAACUGCAUGUAAAGAUGUAUUUUUCAUUACAAAGAGCAAAAACGCACACAUUCACACCCACACAAAGGAAACUUAAAGUUAUAGUUCACCCAAGAAUCAAAAAUCUGUCAUUAAUAAUUCACACUUAUGUUGUUCCAAAUUUGUUUUUCAAAGAACACAAUGAAAUCGUACAAUGAAAGUGAAUGGUGACUGAGGCUGUAAAGGCCCCGGCACACUCACGGCAAAGUGCUUUUUCGCUCAGAGCCAAUAAUGUUUGUGAACAUUCAGACACCUGCCACAGUGUUGUGAGAGGCGUUCGGAGGAGAAUCUAAAUAUGGGGAAACUCAAGACUAGCCUACAUUUAAAACUUCAACUAAAAUGACAGAAAAAAAAAGUGUUAUCAAUGUCUAAGUAGAAUUCACACGAAAUAAUUAAGAAGCUGUUUUAACUACUCUAUGAUAUUUAAAAUAAUAUACAGUAUAUGCAUUAGAUAAUGUGUAAUUUGUAAUGUUUACCUUGUGCAUUCAUGGUGCUUAUGCGAUAACACGCUAUACUACAUAAUAUGCAACGACUACACUCUAGUUGUUGUCACGCAAGGCUUUAAGCACACACAUUUUUUUCAGACAACGCAACAAACCAGGAUAUGAUGUCACGUGGGAGGCCUUCUUGUGUAAGUAAAUAAUAAAUCACAAAUAACAAAUAUUAUAUUACAAAUGUUAAAAUAUAUUGUCUUCUCACUUUCCUGCAAAAAUAAUUAUCGCAGCUUUGAAAUAUGUAUCCUUUGAAUUGAGCCAUGAGGACAGGGUAUGAGGUUUUGAUCUCCUAUUGCUCGCGCAUCCUCUUUUUCGUACAAAUUCACAGUUCAGAGUUCACCAAGCUUGAACUUUGGUAUGCAGCUUAGUUCGAAAUUUCUUCGCAUGAGCUUGCGUUUCCGCUCUGCUGCAUUUGUAUGCGUUUGAAUGGGAGUGAAUGGAGCACAAAGUAGAGUGUAACCACCCCUUUCUGUUAUUGUAAUUUGUGAUGACACUGAUACUACUGCAAAGAUGGGUGUAGAAAAGAGUGCUAAUGGGUAGAAUACAGACAAAAGAAUAAUGAUAGGCAUAUCUCACUUUGGGAAAAUGUGUGUGUGGCUUUUGGCUGCAGACGACACAUGAGUGAAGCAGCGUAUCAAGCAACAAAGUGAAUGGGCACUUAAGAGUAUUUGAGUAGAUUUGAUUCAUUUUGUAGACUAAUUAAACAAAAAAAAUCACGUGACAUGGAAAAUGUCUCUACGUGAACAAUCGUACAUAUGUAGGUAAGUUUGCACCAGCUCGCUAUUAAGUCUGCACGCUAGUGUGUUCAUGUUGACAGAUCUUAACUCACUGAACAGGAAUUAGCUGUUGGCACCAAAGUAGGCGGAGCUCCAGGUCAAAGUUUUCCUGAAAGUUCACCCUGGCAAGCUGUUACAAACCACUGAAUGAACAAAACCUUAGUUUUGGCCAAAUUUGUUCUAAAUGACGUCACACCCGUUUGUUCUUCGAUUUCGUGUGCAGGGGCCUUAAUUCUAGAACAUUUAAUUUUGUGUUCAUCAGAAGAAAGAACAUCAUAUGGGUUUGGAGCAACAUGAUGGUGAUUAAAUAAUGACCUUUUUUUUUUUUUUUGGACUAUUCCUUUAAUAACAUAUUUUUAUCAAAUGAGUGCUGUUACUUGCCUAUUAGAGAUUUAUUUUUGGAAUGCAGUUACCAAAUAUACUUGCUUGCAAGACUAGACAUCAUUGUUUAUCCAUUAGUUUGUAUAUAUGUUAUAUAGCUUUGGUUCAAGCCUUUCUGAAUUUUUCUGUGUACCUUAAAGUAACAAAAGUACUUUUAAAUUAACAUAGAAAAGCAUUAAAUCUGGCUAGUUCCGUUUUUUUUUUCAGCACUAAACAAGUUCAGCAUUGUGUAAAUAUUUAAGUGACUGCACUUGAAGUUAAUAACUAGGUAGGUCAGUCACUUAUGAUCUAAUUGAUAAAGUAGACCCUUAUCAAUACAUUUAAUUAUUUGACACCCCAAAGAUUAACAAGUGACAAUGCAUGCUAAAAUCCAAAGACAGCUGAUUACAUUUGCUAAAGAGGCUGCAUAUUUGUUAUUUUGGCUGAUUUUAGUGUCUUAUGAAAAAUUAGCCAGCUGUGGGAUUGUAGGUACCACACACUGUGAAUUAAACUUUCUGUAGAUAACUAGUUUAGCAUGCUUGAUAUGCAGUGAAACUAGGAUGAGCUGCGCUCAUGUUUAUGCAUGAUAUGAUGAUUAAAGAUGGAAUAAGUUUGAAUGGACAUUGCCUAAUGAAUGAAACCCCAUCUGAAGGUCAGAUAUGAUGUUAUAAUUUUGAUUAACUUGAGUACGAAGAUAUGAUUUUAGUUUUUUCUUUUUUUGUCAAAAUAUUAAAUUCUAACUGAAAAAUGUUACUAUGCACAAC